Dichotomopilus funicola is the source of this 1716-nucleotide messenger RNA. RefSeq names its product major facilitator superfamily domain-containing protein. Bases 1 to 1716 code for a protein of 571 amino acids. Lineage: Eukaryota; Fungi; Ascomycota; Sordariomycetes; Sordariales; Chaetomiaceae. Gene Ontology annotation, molecular function: transmembrane transporter activity. The transcript has 4 exons. Gene Ontology annotation, biological process: transmembrane transport. Gene Ontology annotation, cellular component: fungal-type vacuole membrane. The record is from RefSeq and is a predicted model, not a curated record.
AUGUCCCUGCACCGUGUGUCGUCUCUCGAGACCUUCACCAUCGUCCCAACCGACAUCCGAUCCCGGCGCAGCUCUGAUGCCUCCACCCGCGCCCGCAAACUGACAUUCAACCCCUUGCCGCAACAAUGGGAUCCGCCGUCGACGAUUGAGCAGCUGCAGACCGUGGGGGCAUUCCAAGUACCCCGAUGGAAGAGAUUGCUCCAAGUCACAACUAGCGUCAUCUCCUGCUUCCUUGCUGCUGGCGUGGUGUUCGGCUACGCAGCCAUCAAGCCCGUCCUCAAAAAAGAAGGCGCCUACCGCCGGGUUUGUACGGCACCAGGGUGGUCAGCCGACGACGAAGAAACCUGUGUUAACAUCCACCUCAACCUCAUGUUCACCAUCGCCGCCGUCGCCACCAACGUCGUCGCCCUACCCGUCGGCGCUAUCCUCGAUCACUACGGUCCGCGCGUGUGCGCCUUGCUGGGUAGUUUGUUUCUAGCGUCGGGCGCGCUCCUGAUGGCGUUUGAGAGCCGGCUCGCGGCCGAGUCGUUUGAUGGGCUGUUGCUGGGGUAUUUGCUGCUAGCGCUAGGCGGACCGUUUACGUAUAUCUCGUCGUUUCAGCUCUCGAAUGCGUUUCCGCGGCAUUCUGGGUUUAUCCUGGCGUUGUUGACGGGGGCUUUUGAUGCGUCCAGCGCGCUGUUUUUGCUGUACCGGAUUGUCUACGAAAAGACGGGCGGCGCGUUUGAUCACCGUCGGUUUUUUCUCGGGUAUCUGCUUGUGCCUGUGGCUAUUGCCCUGCUGCAGUUCACGCUCAUGCCCGCGCAGUCGUACAAAACGGUGGGUGAGUUGGUUGAGGAGAUUGAGGAAGCACCGCUUCAUGCUCGUAUCGGCUCGCCGGUGCUGGCGCCGGCGUUUGACCAGGUCGACGAGGAGACAGCGCUGCUGCAGGAGGAGGAGCGGCAGCACCGCGUUGAUGUGUUGGAGGGCAUCCAGAGUGUGUUGGGGUCGGCUAAGGCGGACGAGCAGGCCGAGCGGGAAGAGCAUAUCAAUGAGAUCUCGGGCGUGUGGGGGGUUAUGCAUGGAUACUCGGCCUGGCAGCAGAUCAAGAGCCCAUGGUUCAUCUUGAUUUGUCUUUUCACGGUCGUCCAAAUGACGCGCAUCAACUUCUUCGUCGCCACCAUCCGCUCCCAAUACUCCUCCCUCUUCGGUUCUCUCCCCGACGCCAUCGCACUCAACCACUUCUUCGACAUCGCCCUGCCCCUCGGCGGCAUCAUCGCGAUCCCCUUCAUCGGCAUCGUCCUCGACCACACCUCAACCCCCACCGUCCUAGCCGUACUCGUCUUCUUCGCCACGGCCAUCGGUGUCCUGGGGGUCAUCCCGGGCCAGAUCUGGGCCGGAUACGCCAACGUCGUGCUGUUUGUGCUGUACCGCCCGUUUUACUACACUGCUGUGUCGGAUUACAGCGCGAAAGUGUUUGGGUUUGAGACGUUUGGGAAGGUGUAUGGUACGGUGAUCGCGCUGUCCGGGGUGCUGAAUUUCUCGCAGGAGGGGCUGGAUUGGUUGUUUGAGAGGCGGUUUGAAGGGAAUCCGGUACCGGUGAAUGUGAUGCUGUUGGCUACGGGGCUGGUGGUGGGUGUGGUGCUUGUUGGGUUUGUGUCGUGGAAGUCGAAGAAGGUGAAGAGGGGGUUGUUGGAACAGGAAGCGAGGGGGGCGUUUGGGGAAGCGGUAGUGUUUUGA